CAACUCUCCGCCAUCCUACUCGCUUCCACCAUACAACCAAUCUGCUCCAUGAUGCCAUCCUAGACGCGAUCGUCUGAACUGCCUGCAUUGACCGUCGCUGCCUCGACCCACCCGCUCACCUCACUCACCACCUGUCUUGGUCAGGAUGCCGGCGCAAACAGAGAAAAGCCAGCUCAAGCGAGGUCGCCUGUCUCAAGGCGAGCAAGUUGAGCCUAAGAGGACCCGCCACUCGCGCCUUUCGCCUCCUGCAAACGCUAGUCGUCUGAAGCAGGGCCCUCUGCCUUCGCCUGUCACCAACAAGGAAUCCACUGGCGACCCUUCGCAGGAUCGCAAGGAAGGAACCCAGAGCCCCCCUUCUGCCCGUGGUCCCAGCCAGGUUGCACGCGGUGGCCUGUCGUCGCCGCCGCCCUCGGAUACCCAGCCCUUUUCGCAGUUCGUCUACCCGCCUGAAAACCGGACAUAUGCAGUCGAGGAUGAGGAGGGCGAAGAGGUGUGGGGUUAUCUAGUGCCCAUGGACAGCAGUGCUGGCGAUGUAAUGGUUUUGCGCCGGAGACAGGCCUGUCCAGUUCCCAGCACAAUCGUCGGACAGACCAAUGGCAAGGAGCACGUAAGCAAAGGCGAGUACAAGGGCCAGGAAGAGCAUUACGAGAAAGAGAAGCAAGAGUGCGGUGUUCCCGCGGGUGGAUAUCUCAUAGGCCGCCACCGAGAGUGCGACAAGGUGCUAAACUCACCAACCGUUUCCAACCGCCACUGCCUAUUGUUCACAGAGAAAAAGGGGGGCGACGUUGUUGCGGUACUCGAGGACUUGUCGGGCAAUGGAACCUUUGUCAACGACACGUUUGUCGGACGGAACAAGCGACGCGAACUGCGUGAGGGCGACGAAAUCGCCAUCCUCGACGAAGCCCGCUACGUCUUCAGAUACCCGCUCAAGCGCAACACACACCGGUUCCGACAGCAGUACACCAUACAAGAGCAACUGGGCAAGGGCCAUUUUGCAUCCGUCUACCUUUGCGCGGAAAAGUCAACAGGCAUACGGCAUGCAGUCAAGAAGUUCGAGAAGCGCAGCGGUCCCGGAGAAAAGUCAAAGGUGGAGGGCUUGCAGCAGGAGAUUGCCGUGCUCAUGAGCGUUAGCCACCCAGCGCUUCUUUGUCUCAAAGACACAUUUGAUGAAGACGAUGGAGUCUACCUUGUUCUUGAGCUGGCGACAGAGGGCGAAUUAUUCAACUGGAUUGUGAUGAAGCAAAGGUUGACCGAGGAUGAGGCUCGCAAGGUCUUUGUGCAAUUGUUUCAGGCGGUUAAGUACCUGCAUGAACGUAACAUUGUACAUCGAGAUAUUAAGCCUGAGAACAUUCUGCUCACCGACAAGGAGCUGUCUAUUAAGCUGGCCGACUUUGGUCUUGCCAAAAUCAUUGGUGAAGAGUCGUUCACGACUACGCUGUGUGGUACUCCAUCAUAUGUUGCGCCUGAAAUUCUAGAAAACUCAAACCAUCGCCGGUACACACGUGCUGUCGACGUGUGGUCAUUGGGAGUCGUCUUGUACAUAUGCCUAUGCGGUUUCCCUCCCUUCUCAGACGAGCUAUACAGCGCCGAGAACCCGUACACAUUGUCUCAGCAGAUCAAGAUGGGUCGGUUUGACUAUCCAUCGCCAUACUGGGACUCUGUUGGCGACCCAGCACUAGAUCUCAUCGACCGCAUGCUCACCGUCGACGUCGAGCAACGCAUCACCGUCGACGAGUGUCUGGAGCAUCCAUGGACUACGCAGGGCAAGAUCAAUGUUAACGACAGCACCGACGGCCUGACGGGCGCAAUUUCAAAACUAGACUUUUCAAAGCGUAAGAUACAGCGGGAGCGCACCAUGCUGAGCAGCAUCAACGAUGUCAAGGUAACGCGCGUCAUUCAAGGUAUCGAAGGGCAGGAUCCGGUCAAGGUGUACGAGAAGAAUGGGGUAGAGAGCAACGGCAAAAAGGCCAAGGCCAAGCAACAUGCAGUUGCAGAGGAACAGCCGGCUGCGCAACGGCACCCCGAAGAGUUUGUGGAAAUGGGCGGCAAGGGCGACCAGACUCUGUACUCUGAAGAAGACGACGGGUCUCGCUACCCAACGGACCAGGGCCUUUUGUCUGGCGAGAGCAAGGAGGCCAAGGCGUAGCAAUAGUGCUUUCUGAUUUGCAGAGUGUUGGGCGUACCUGGGCGUUAUGGGCGGGCACAAGCACAAGUGUCGAGACGGGCAUGUACAACAGUGGGACUGGCAUGGUCCAAGCAUAGCGUAAUACAUACAUGGAAAUUCUCAAGAGC
Messenger RNA from Bipolaris sorokiniana ND90Pr, 2292 nucleotides. RefSeq lists its product as uncharacterized. The transcript has 6 exons. The record is from RefSeq and is a predicted model, not a curated record. Gene Ontology annotation, molecular function: ATP binding; protein binding; protein serine/threonine kinase activity. Lineage: Eukaryota; Fungi; Ascomycota; Dothideomycetes; Pleosporales; Pleosporaceae. Bases 146 to 2146 code for a protein of 666 amino acids. Gene Ontology annotation, biological process: mitotic DNA damage checkpoint signaling; protein phosphorylation. Gene Ontology annotation, cellular component: nucleus.